CGAACCCGAGCCAUGAGCCCGUUAAUACUUCACUUCUUCUCUGACUUCACAAGCAAGUCACAAAUACUUCGCUUUCUUUGAAAACAAAUCCCCAACUUGCUUCGAUUUCAUUGCAAGUUUUCUUCUUCUUCUUUGAAUUAUCUGAAAAAAAUGGAAUCACACGAGGAAAGUGAGAUCAAUGGCCCUCAUUCCAUGGGUACCACCAUCAUCGGCGUCACUUAUAACGGUGGUGUCGUCCUCGGUGCCGAUUCUCGCACCAGCACAGGAAUUUAUGUUGCAAAUCGAGCAUCUGAUAAAAUCACUCAGCUAACUGAAAAUGUCUACUUAUGCCGUUCUGGAUCUGCAGCGGAUUCUCAAACUGUGUCUGAUUAUGUGAGAUAUUUUCUUCAUCAGCACACGAUACAAUUGGGGCAACCGGCUACAGUUAAGGUUGCUGCUAACCUUGUUAGGCUGUUGUCUUACAGUAACAAGAAUAUGUUGCAAACUGGAAUGAUUAUCGGGGGUUGGGAUAAGUAUGAAGGAGGUAAAAUUUAUGGAGUGCCUCUUGGAGGAACACUUUUGGAGCUGCCGUUUACUAUUGGAGGUUCAGGAUCCACUUACUUGUAUGGUUUCUUUGAUCAAGCAUGGAAGGAAGGGAUGACCCAAGAAGAAGCUGAGCAAUUAGUGGUGAAAGCAGUCUCUCUUGCUAUUGCUCGUGAUGGUGCAAGUGGUGGUGUUGUUCGGACUGUCACUGUGAGUUGCGUCCUCUCUGUUUUUUUCUCUUUCCAACUGCCUGUCCAUCAAAUUAGUUCAGACACUCGUACUACUUUAGUAAACUCAGAAGGCGUGACAAGAAAGUACUACCCUGAGGACAAGCUCCCCCGAUGGCAUGAGGAGCUGGAGCCACAGAACUCAUUGUUGGACAUAUUGUCAUCAUCCAGUCCUGAGCCAAUGGUUUCUUGAGAAAAUGCCUCGUUAUGCUGGGCAUCGAUUGUCUUAAGAAAAUGAUGUCAGACACUUGUUAUCUAAAGAAAAUGCUUCAUGAUGUCAUGAAGUGAAUGUUGUUAGCGAUCCUUUUCUCAUGUUCAUUGGUAUGCUAGGAAACACUUUCCAGUGUAAAGACUAUUUUUCUGAUUUUGAUCAUCUAUUUUGUCUU
Molecule: messenger RNA, 1135 nt
Organism: Populus nigra (black poplar)
Lineage: Eukaryota; Viridiplantae; Streptophyta; Magnoliopsida; Malpighiales; Salicaceae
Product: proteasome subunit beta type-6-like
Exons: 8
Coding region: 151-942 (263 amino acids)
Cellular component (GO): proteasome core complex
Molecular function (GO): threonine-type endopeptidase activity
Source: RefSeq, a predicted model, not a curated record